AUGUCGGACAUGAAAGCAACCGUUGCCGAGACCUCGGCUGGAUUCCACGUCCAGGGGUGGGAGAAGAUCGAAUAUGACUUCACCUUCCUAGACGGCGUCUUCGACCCUCGCAACAGCCAGCUGGCUGGCUGCUACGAGCGUUGGGGUCGCUGUCUCGCCGUCAUGGAUUUCAACAUAUUUGAAAUCUACGGCACGCAGAUGCAGCAGUAUUUCGACCAUUACAACAUUGAUCUCAAGCUCCACAAGACCAUGAUCGGCGAGAAGGCAAAGUCAAUCGACACCUUCCUGAGCAUCGCCGACUCGAUGACGGACUUCGGUAUCAUGCGCAAGGAGCCUGUGUUGGUUGUUGGAGGUGGAUUGGUCACGGACGUGGCCGGGUUCGCCUGCGCCGCAUACCGCAGAAACACCAACUUCAUCCGCAUUCCUACGACGGUCAUUGGUCUCAUUGACGCAUCUGUUUCGAUCAAGGUUGCCGUCAACUACGGGAACUACAAGAACAGACUUGGUGCUUACCAUGCCCCCAUGCACACCUUCCUCGACUUCAACUUCCUGCGGACCCUGCCGAAAGCCCAAGUGCGGAACGGCUUCGCGGAGCUGAUCAAGAUCUCGACCUGCGCACACCUCGAAACCUUUGACUUGUUAGAUGAGUAUUGCGAGCAGCUUAUCAACACCGGCUUCGGUCGUGCGGACGGCGCUCCUGCGGAGAUCAAGGCGGCUGCAGACAAGAUCAAUCGGGCAGGCAUCUACGAGAUGCUGAAGCUCGAGACUCCCAAUCUGCACGAGAUCGGACUGGACAGAGUAAUUGCCUAUGGACAUACGUGGUCCCCGCUGCACGAGCUGGUCCCUGAAGUGCCCCUCCGCCACGGACAUGCCAUCUCGAUUGACAUGGCGUACUCUGCUACGCUAGCAAACAUGCGGGGCCAGCUCAGUGACGGCGAGUACCGGAGGAUCUUGAACCUCUUCUCGCGAGCAGGGCUGUCGAUGGAUCACGCACAGUUCGACGAAGAGAUCCUCGACAGGGGUACCAAGGCCAUCUUGAAGACGCGGGACGGCAAGCUUCGGGCAGCGAUCCCCAGCCCUCUGGGUAACUGUGUGUUCUUGAACGACGUGUCGUACGAGGAGAUGGUCAAGGCGCUGCACCUGCACAAGCAGAUGAUGAAGGAGUACCCGCGCCAGGGCGAGGGGCUCGAGGCGUACGUCGACUCGAGCGACACGGGUUACACGCUCAACGGCGCGGCAGUCGAGGGCAAGCCGGCCAAUGGGGCGGCGGGCGUGAAGAAGGCGGUCGUGAAGGACGACACAGCGGACGGGAUCGCUAGCGGGGGGCCUGUGCAGAACGGGCACACGAGCAAAGCGGCGACGGCGGUGCGCAAUGCGGCUAGAUGUGACGGCAUCCACGCCAACGGCAAUGGGCACAGCCACUAG
This is a messenger RNA of Diplodia corticola, 1425 nucleotides long. RefSeq names its product 3-dehydroquinate synthase. The transcript is spliced from 4 exons. Lineage: Eukaryota; Fungi; Ascomycota; Dothideomycetes; Botryosphaeriales; Botryosphaeriaceae. Gene Ontology annotation, molecular function: 3-dehydroquinate synthase activity. The record is from RefSeq and is a predicted model, not a curated record. The coding region runs from base 1 to 1425 and encodes 474 amino acids. Gene Ontology annotation, biological process: antibiotic biosynthetic process.